Ilyonectria robusta is the source of this 628-nucleotide messenger RNA. RefSeq lists its product as uncharacterized. The record is from RefSeq and is a predicted model, not a curated record. Bases 53 to 628 code for a protein of 191 amino acids. The transcript has a single exon. Lineage: Eukaryota; Fungi; Ascomycota; Sordariomycetes; Hypocreales; Nectriaceae.
AUUCAAGUUCUCACAAUCCCAAUUUGCCUAUCAAUUCCCAUCGACUGCCGCAAUGACAGCACCAGAACGCACUCAAUUCACCAACCCUCUGCCCAAGCCAAAUCGGUUUGUCACGACAAAUAACUCGGAGGGCCAGUCGGUUUACUCAAAACGGCUCCCGGGACCUGUGGAGUUCUGGCCUGUCGGCCCCGAAAAUGAGCCUGCUGGCUUCGGCCUCGGUUACACCACUUCGUCGGUCCCAGUACGCCUGACAAACGACCAAGAUCUCACCGAAAUGACGUCAAACUACAAUAAACGCAAACAAAGCGGCCUUGUCAAGAAGGGGGGCAGCGUCGUGCGAUACGUCGACUACCCGCCCAAGGCCAGCUCCCCAAUGCAUCGCACUGUGAGCUGUGACUAUGCGAUAGUCCUUAUUGGCGAGAUGGAAUGCCUCUUGGAUUCGGGCGAAAAACGACUUCUUAAGCCUGGAGACAUUUUAGUCCAGCGAGGCACCAUGCAUCAGUGGGUCAACUAUACUGAGUCCUGGGCGAGAAUGCUAUACGUCUUGCUGGAUGCAUCAUUAGUAGUAGAUGGUCAGGCGAUUACGGAGAAACUUGGGGAUAUGCGAGGGGUAUCUGCUUCAAUUUAA